Messenger RNA from Odobenus rosmarus divergens (Pacific walrus), 309 nucleotides. Its product is annotated as metallothionein-2B-like. The coding region runs from base 1 to 309 and encodes 102 amino acids. The transcript is spliced from 2 exons. Lineage: Eukaryota; Metazoa; Chordata; Mammalia; Carnivora; Odobenidae. The record is from RefSeq and is a predicted model, not a curated record.
AUGGGGGACAGGACAGCUGCAGGUGGGAAUUUUGGGAGGGUGAAGGAACUGUUCUACAUCCUGAUUGUUUGCUGGCUAUAUGACUCUGUGUCUCUCCGUGUCGCCUGCUUUGGACCUCCAUCCUCGACUCGACUCGAAAAGGACCCCAACUGCUCCUGCUCCACCAGUGGCUCCUGCACAUGUGCCGGCUCCUGCAAAUGCACCUCCUGCAAGAAGAGCUGCUGCUCCUGCUGUCCCGCGGGCUGUGCCAAGUGUGCCCAGGGCUGCAUCUGCAAAGGCGCAUUGGACAAGUGCAGUUGCUGUGCCUGA